GAAGUUACUUUUCUAAGACAGCUAGAGCUUAAAUUUAUACGUACCUAAGCUAAGCUAAGCUGACAGUAUUUGUGUACAAGAGACGGUUUGUUAUCUUGCAUAUGUUUCUUCCUUCUCGUCUCUUCUUGUCUAGUCUAGAUGGAGUGCAAGAGAUCUGAAGCUUCACAGCUUCUUUACAAUCCAACUUACUCUUCUUCUAGCAACAUCAGUUUCCAGCUUAUUUUUGAAGAUUCUCAGCGUCACUGUCAGCUUUAAUAAACUCUCUUCAAUCAUCUUAUCUCGAUCGUUUCGGUAACAACAAGGUAAAGUAAAAUGGGACAUUUUUCGUAUUUAUUAAAUGGACUCUCAAGAUCAUUGUCCAUCAAGAAAGGAGGGAAUUGCACAAACAAAUUAGGAAAAGAAGUGUCCAGAACGAUGGUUAACGACGCAAAGAAAACCGAACUGAUAUUCCGUUCAUCGGGUGUAGUAAAUGCUGAAGGUUCAAAAAAUCUAGCUUCUGCUUAUUCAAAGAGAGGGCAGAAAGGAAUAAACCAGGACACUCUCAUUGUGUUGGAGGAAUAUGGGUGUCAAGAAGACAUGAUGUUCUGUGGAGUGUUUGAUGGGCACGGCCCAUGGGGGCAUUUUGUUGCAAGACAUGUCAGGGAAUCAUUGCCGUCGUUAUUGCUAUGUAAUUGGCAAGAGGAGGCUCUUGAUCAAAAUUGUCUUGAAUCAGAUUUAAAAGAUCUUGACUCCGCUAUACAGACUCAUAAUUUCGAUUUAUGGAGACAAUCUUUCUUGAAGACUUGUGCAGCCGUUGAUAAGGAGCUUGCGCGGCACCCCAAGAUAGAUUGCUUCAACAGUGGCACAACGGCUUUGUCAAUCGUUCGACAGGGUGAGUUCAUUGUCAUAGCAAAUGUUGGCGACUCUCGUGCAGUAUUGGGCACCAGUUCUGAUGAUGGCACUUUGGUUCCAGUUCAGUUAACUGUGGACUUCAAGCCAAACUUACCACAGGAGGCGGAGCGGAUAAGCCAGUGCAACGGACGAGUGUUCUGUUUAGAUGAUGAACCAGGGGUUCAUAGGGUCUGGCGACCAGAUGUAGAAGCACCAGGAUUGGCAAUGUCAAGAGCUUUCGGAGACUAUUGUGUUAAGGACUACGGCGUGACAUCUGUACCUGAAGUCACCCAAAGGAGGAUAACAACUAAAGACCAGUUUGUCGUGCUUGCAACAGACGGGGUAUGGGAUGUGAUAUCGAAUGAAGAAGCAGUGCGAAUUGUUUCUUCAACACCGGACAGAGGAAAAUCAGCCAAAAGAUUAGUGGAGUGUGCAGUGAAGGCGUGGAAACGCAAGAGAAAGGGAAUUGCAAUAGAUGACAUUUCGGCUAUCUGCCUCUUCUUUCACUCUCCGGCACAACCCUCUUCUUAGAAGAUGAAUCCCACUUAUAAGUUGCCUAGACUACCAGAGUAAGCCAAGUGAGAGAUUGUGAGAGGAUUUCUCCUCUUUUUCUAUCCUUGUAGUUUUGAUAGUUAGUGCCCGAUCAUUGUAUGUUUAUGUACAUAUCUUUGAUGAAAUACCUCACCAUGUAAUAUGUUCUUAUAAUUUUAUUUUAUUUGUUUUGUAAAAUAAGGAGAACAAAAUCAAUUUUUGGCCUUGAUUAUGUAUGUUCCAAUUCCGAUA
Papaver somniferum (opium poppy) is the source of this 1653-nucleotide messenger RNA. Its product is annotated as probable protein phosphatase 2C 34. The transcript has 6 exons. NCBI's taxonomy places the organism in Eukaryota, Viridiplantae, Streptophyta, Magnoliopsida, Ranunculales, Papaveraceae. The coding region runs from base 313 to 1401 and encodes 362 amino acids. The record is from RefSeq and is a predicted model, not a curated record. Gene Ontology annotation, biological process: protein dephosphorylation. Gene Ontology annotation, molecular function: protein serine/threonine phosphatase activity.